CCCAUGAUUAUACACGCGAAAUGAGAAACGCACGCACCGGGUAGCAUCUCUAUGGUCUGGCUCAUGUUGUCAAGUUUCGUUGGAGUUUCACAGCUUUUUCAAUAAGAAAAUACAGGUGAGACAAUGUUCGACUUGAAGAAAAGAAACAGUCUGACUCUGACAGGAACCCGUGAGCCAGAGGAAUUUAGACGAGUGGCAAUCCGACGGAAAGACAAAGGUGCGACAGGGAACAACCUUGAUUCAGAUGGGGACAGCGGAGCGUGCGUUGCUUACAGCUGUGGCCGUGCUCAGGACACUUUCUCUGGAACAAAACCAAACCCUGAACCUAAUACGAAUGAGGAUUUUGAAAACAGGAAAUCAAUGAAAUCUCCUUUCAAGUCUCUAGCGACUCCUAAACCAGCUCACCUUCAGAGGUUCCAGAAGACUGGGCAAGAUCAAGCCUGCCAUCCUACUUUGGACACAGUAAAACCUCAACAAGGAAAUGACACAACCAACAGAGACUGUAGAAUCUGCAUUUCCUGUGUUAGCCCACAGACUUGUCAAGGAUCACCCAGUCCAGCCAUAGCUAAAGGAGGCACCUUUUUGAAUCCGGUCUCUGCGGAACAUCCCGGUCUGGCUCAGGGGGUUCCAUACCUUUCAAGCGGUUUAGUUUCAAGAUCUCCAAGUCCGGCUAAGACGAGCACUCAGGGUCGUAGUCCACUGAGGGAGACGGGCCACGGCCCUGCUAAGCUGUCCCCAAGAAACCGUAGCCCUCUCAUGGCAAAGCUGCGCACCCCGAGCCCCGUUCAGAAGAAGAUGGGCAGCUUUAGCCCUGCCAAGAGCUCCAAGUCGUGGCUGGGCCUGCACAGAAUCUCAAGUGAGAAGCUGGAGAAACGAGAGAAGAAGGCAGAAAAAUCUUUAAGUGUGCCUGAUCUAAUUGCCUACAUGGAUGAAACCAGGAUUCCUCCUGAAAAAGCUGCUUGCUCUCCUCUAAGAUCAGCUAAUGGCAAUGGGCACGGUGUCAACACCAAGACCCCAGAUACCUGUAAGCCAAGUACCACAGAUGGAGACCGUCUUUGCAGUAAAAGCACUGAACUUUCCCCAGGACAACAAAAUGGUGAAAUACAGGAGAGAGUAGAGUCAACAGAAAAUCUAUUGGAUGAAGGCAAGGCACUCAGAGGACGUGCUAGCAGGUAUUCCUGUGAGUGGAAUAAAGCGAACGCAAGAGAAGAGAGCUGUCGCCUGGUUUCACAAGCUGACAAUAACGAGGAAGACGAGAAGAUGAACGAAAGUGGAGGAAGUGAGUCGAAAAGUGAAGAUGACAAAGAACAGAAAUUAUACAGGAUAGCUAAUGAGCUCCUGCAGACAGAGAGGAUGUAUGUGGCCCGCCUCCACCUUGUCGACCAGAUCUUCUGCUUACGGCUUACACAAGAAGCUGAUCGCGGCUCAUUUCCUCCUGACGUCAUAAAAAAUAUCUUCUCCAACAUAUCGUCCAUCUACUCAUUCCACAGCCAGUUCCUACUGCCUGAUCUGGAAAACUGCAUCAUGCACUGGCAUGAAAGCCCUGGUUUGGGUAAAGCGCUCCUGCAGCACGCACCCUUCCUGAGGAUGUAUGCUGACUACAUCAGGAACUUUGACCGAGCCAUAGCACUGGUCAGAACGUGGACCGAACGCUCGUCUGCCUUCAGAAACAUCAUCCAUGACAUCCAGAGUCAGGAAUUGUGUGGCAACCUCACCCUGCAGCACCACAUGCUGGAGCCAGUCCAGAGGGUUCCACGCUAUGAGAUGCUGCUGAAGGAUUACUUGAAGAAGCUUCCUGAAGAUGACCCAGAUUAUGAGCUUGCUAAUAAGUCCUUGGAGGCCAUUUCUAUGGCAGCAAUUCACUCAAACAGCGCCAUCCACAAAGCCGAGAACCUGAAACGGCUUCUGGAGAUUUAUGAGAUGGUCGGAGAAGAAGAAGUGGUCAACCCAGCUAACGAAUUUCUCAAAGAAGGUCGCCUGCUGAAACUCGCUGCCAGGAACACGUCGGCUAUGGAGAGACAUCUGUUCUUGUUUAACAACUUCUUGCUGUGCUGCUGCGCAAAGUUCAGCCUGGUUGGUCAGCGGUUUACUGUCCGCUGCAGGAUCGGUGUGGACGGCAUGCAAACGCAACAGACUACCAAUGAAGACCACUCGUACACUUUCCAGGUCUCUGGCAAGGAAAAGACUCUGGAGCUACAGGCCAGCUCUGAGCAGGAGCGAGACGACUGGAUAAAGGCGAUUCAGGAAGCCAUUGAUGUGUUUCAGAAGAAAAACGAAACCUUAAAAUUGGCUUCUAAAGAACCUACAGAAGAAACUGAACUUGGCCGACGAGCCCCUCGCUGGAUCAGAGACAAUGAGGUGGCCCAGUGUAUGACAUGCCAGGAGCCUUUCAAUGCACUCACCAGGAGAAGGCAUCACUGCCGUGCCUGUGGCCACGUGGUGUGUUGGAAGUGUUCAGACAACAAAGUGGCGUUGGAGUACGACGGCAACAGGCUGAACAAAGUGUGCAAAGCUUGUUACUCCGUCCUGGCUGGCCAGAGAGCCGAGAGGAUGGAGCGAAAAAAGAGAAGAAUGUUGGAGUGUGAAGCAUAUCCAGGAUCAAUGGACUGUGUUCUGAGUGGGUUCCUACAGUAUGGGGACAACGCCACGAUUUGGCAAGAAGUGUGGUGCAUUCUCAGUGGGACUCAUCCUCCAUUUUUCCAUGUGUACAAUUCUCCACAGGAUGAGAAGCCCCUGCUCACUGUACCGUUACUCAGCUGUGUGAUCGAGGAGCUGCAGGAUCAGAACCAUUUCAGUCUCAAACAGUCCAACACCAGCCACGUGUUCUCCUGCGACGAUCUGGAUGUGAAACAGAACUGGUUGACCGUACUUAAAUUGGCCGUGAUGAGAAGUUUGUGAUGCAUAGAAACAGAAAAUCCUCACUGUGGGGAGAACAAUCUUAAAAACAUGUACAUUAACAGAUAAAGGAAUAUUUGAAAUAGGAGCAAGAGAAUGAUUUUUAUUAAAAGUGGUUGUGCACUUUAUUUCUGACAUGAUUGACGGUGAAAAUAAAUAAAGCAAAGGUGUUCUUAA
This is a messenger RNA of Gambusia affinis (western mosquitofish), 3072 nucleotides long. RefSeq names its product FYVE, RhoGEF and PH domain-containing protein 4-like. The coding region runs from base 124 to 2898 and encodes 924 amino acids. The record is from RefSeq and is a predicted model, not a curated record. The transcript is spliced from 16 exons. Gene Ontology annotation, cellular component: cytoplasm. Gene Ontology annotation, biological process: cytoskeleton organization; filopodium assembly. NCBI's taxonomy places the organism in Eukaryota, Metazoa, Chordata, Actinopteri, Cyprinodontiformes, Poeciliidae. Gene Ontology annotation, molecular function: metal ion binding; guanyl-nucleotide exchange factor activity.